AGAGAGAGAGAGAGAGAGAGAGAGAGAGAGAGAGAAGCUUCGAAACGAAGCAAAAAUAUAGAGAGAAGAGAACAAAAUCAAAGCCGAAAAAAAAGAAGACAAUUGAAGAGCAAAAGAUGGAUCCAAAUUCGGGACGCCGUAGCGUCCUCUACCGCUCAACAUCUGCCUCAUUUCUCGUUCUCCGCUUCGUCUUCUUCCUCCUCUCCUUCUCCUUCGUAGCCACAGCCGAUCGCUUCAACAUCACCACCAUCCCCUUCGCCGAUGGCUUCAGACCCCUCUUCGGCGAUGGCAACUGCAAGCCCUCCCUUGAUGGCCGUGGCGUCAACGUCCUCCUCGACCGCUUCACCGGGGCCGGGUUUAUAUCGUCGGACAUGUACCAGCACGGGUUCUACAGCGCGAAGAUCAAGUUGCCAUCGGAUUAUACCGCGGGAGUAGUCGUUGCGUUUUAUACGUCAAACGGUGACGUUUUCGAGAAGACACAUGACGAAUUGGACAUCGAGUUCUUAGGAAACAUACGGGGGAGGAAAUGGAGGUUCCAGACGAACAUAUACGGGAACGGGAGCACUCAUCGCGGGAGGGAAGAGCGUUACACUCUCUGGUUCGAUCCCACCAAGGACUUCCACCGAUACAGCAUCCUCUGGACCCCCAAAAAUAUCAUAUUUUAUGUGGAUGAAGUCCCAAUUAGAGAAAUAGUGAAGACCGAGGCAAUGGGCGGCGACUACCCAUCGAAGCCCAUGUCAUUGUACGCCACCAUCUGGGACGCCUCUGAUUGGGCCACGUCAGGCGGCCGGUUCAAAGUCAACUACAAAUAUGCACCGUUUAUUGCCCAAUUCACCGACCUCUCCCUCGAGGGCUGCCCCAUCGACCCGCUCCAGUCCUCCGUUGCCGCCGUCAACUCACUCUGCUCCGAGGCCACCGUGAGGCUCCAGUCCAAGACUUAUUCCACCCUCACACCGGGCAGCCAUGCUGCCAUGCGCCGGUUCAGGCAGCGGUACAUGUACUACUACUACUGUUAUGACUCGAUUCGAUACCCCAUCCCUCCACCGGAGUGCAUCAUCGACCCGACCGAGAGGGCUCGGUACCAUGACACUGGGCGGCUCAAGUUCGGUGGCAGCCACAAGCGCCGCUCUCGGCAGAGCAGUCUGACUCCCACCAAUUAUGAGAGCAGUGACAAGCAGGCCGAUGUUAUGUGAAUAAAAUAAUGAAGUGAUAAAAAUCUUUGUGUACAUGUUUUUCUUUUUUCUUUUUGGUCAAGCGUUGUUUUCGUUUUUCCAAUUCUUUUUUUCAUUUUUCAUACUUAGAAAGAUUAUGGAUCGGCCAUAAUAUAUAUAGCAAUAAUAGUAAUAAUAAUAAUAAAGGUUGUAAUAUAAAAUAGAUUUUGUUUACAAUUUAUAUGAGUCAGUUAUAUGUUACUUAUUGGGAAAUACUUUUCUAUUA
This is a messenger RNA of Punica granatum (pomegranate), 1437 nucleotides long. The record is from RefSeq and is a predicted model, not a curated record. NCBI's taxonomy places the organism in Eukaryota, Viridiplantae, Streptophyta, Magnoliopsida, Myrtales, Lythraceae.